AUGAUCAUCGAAAUCCGCCACUACACGCUGCAUCCCGGUCGCCGCGAGGCGUUCAUCGACUUCUUCGAGCGCAAGAACCGGCCCGCCCUGCGCGACGCCGGCAUGCUGGUCUUCGGGCCACUGCGGGAUCUGGAAAACCCUGACAAGGUGCAUUGGAUGCGGGCAUUUUCGUCGCUGGAAGAGCGCGACAGGAUCAAGGACGGCUUUUAUGGCGGGCCGGUCUGGAACCGGCGGAUCGAGCCCGUGGCGAUGCCGAUGAUCGACCAUUACGAGGCGGAACUGACCGAGACGACGGCCCGGUUCGAGGAUUUUGGCGGCAGGACAUCGCUUUGA
Molecule: messenger RNA, 333 nt
Organism: Effrenium voratum
Lineage: Eukaryota; Dinophyceae; Suessiales; Symbiodiniaceae
Source: the annotation of a GenBank genome assembly